CCAGGGAUCCAGGAGGGAGGAUCGGGAGGUUUCCGACCAACCAAGCCACCAACCAACCAGAGCUGGGCUGCCCUAGAUCUCAUUCUCCCUCCCUCCUCCCUCCUUCCCUCCCUUCUUUCCUCCCUCCAUCCCUCCUUCUUCCCCCAGUUUCUUGGGCUCCGGGCUUUUUAAAGAGCGCUCCCUCCACUUUGCCUUGGCCAAAAGCAUCCAAGGAGCUCAGCAAAGAGGCUGAGAGUUGGCUUUCCCGUCCCUUCCUUUUCUCCUCCAUCCAUCCCUCCAUCCAGAAAGAACGGAACUGACUCGGAUCCUAGCCAUGCCUUCCUCCAUCUGAGAAAGUCGCUUGAAGUCCCAAGAAAGCUCCUGCUGCUGCCAACUUCUGGCUUUCGGUGAGAUCUCUCUGCAGACUGAUGCCACAGACUUUCUUUCAGUGAGUCCCCAAGGGGCGGCCAGAUCUCUGCAUAGUGAUCCUACAGACUUUCGGUUCUCAAAGGGGCUCCAAGAUCUCUCUACAUAGUGAUACGGACUUUCAGUAUCAGGGACUCCAAGCAAUCUCUACAGACUGAUUCCACAGGCUUCAGUUCUUCUCAAAGGGGGUCCGAGAUUUCUCUACAUAGUGAUACAUACUUUCAGUAUUGGGGACUCCAAGCAAUCUCUACAGACUGACUACAGACUUUUAUCCAGUUCAUCUCAAAGGGGCUCCAAGAUCUCUCUAUAUACCGAUUCCACAGACUCUCUUUCAGUUCUUCUCAGAUCUUCAAGAUCUCUCUACAGAGUGAUUCCACAGACUUUGAGAAGACCCCUCUGCAGAGCGGUCCCUUUCCUCCCCUGAAGCCCAGAGCCCCCCUCCUUGGCUGGGAAGGAUGCUCUUGCUGCCCCUCUUGGCUGCCCUGGCCUCCUUCUCCGCUGGAGGGUCCUGGGCAGCCCCCGAGAGCCCCCCGGGGAGCCGCUUCGUCUGCACCUCUCUGCCCCCGGAGGCUGCCAGCUCGGGCUGCCCUCUGCCCCCGAUCCCCAUGCAAGGCAUGGCCUCCGAGGAGGAGCUGAAGGCCACCGUCCUCCAGCUGCGAGAGACCAUCCUCCAGCAGAAGGAGACUAUCGGCAACCAGAGGGAGGCCAUCCGGGAGCUGACCUCCAAGCUGGGCCGCUGCGAGGAGGGCCCCGAGGGCAAAGGGGGUCCUUGGAAAGGAGGGAAGGAGGUGGCCAAGGGCAAGGACACUAUGGGAGAUCUGCCCCGGGACCCUGGGCAGGUCAUCGACCAGCUCAGCCGCACCAUGCAGACCCUCAAGGACCGGCUGGAGAAUCUGGAGCACCAGCUCCGAGCCAACGUCUCAUUUGCAGCCCUGCCGAAUGAUCUCCGAGAGAUGCUGCAGAGGAGGCUGGGAGAGCUGGAGCGGCAGCUGUUGAGCAAAGUUGCGGAUCUGGAGAACGAGAAGUCUCAGCUUCACAACGAAACGUCCACCCACCGGCAAAAGACGGAGGCUGCCUUGAAUGCGCUUCUGGAACGGGUCGCUGAGUUGGAACGAGGUACCAGUGCCUUCAAGGCACCAGAUGCAUUCAAAGUCUCCCUCCCUCUCCGCACCAAUUACUUGUAUGGGAAAAUCAAGAAGACGCUGCCAGAACUGUACGCCUUCACUGUGUGCUUGUGGCUGAAGUCGAGCGCAUCCCCUGGGAUUGGAACACCUUUUUCCUAUGCUGUCCCUGGCCAAGCCAAUGAAGUGGUGCUGAUCGAAUGGGGGAACAACCCCAUUGAGCUGCUGAUCAAUGACAAGGUUGCCCAGCUCCCACUCUUCAUCAGCGAUGGAAAAUGGCACCACAUCUGUGUCACCUGGACAACGAGGGACGGGAUGUGGGAAGCAUUCCAAGAUGGCGAGAAACUUGGCACCGGGGAUAAUUUAGCUCCUUGGCACCCCAUUAAGCCAGGAGGGGUCCUGAUCCUGGGUCAGGAGCAGGACACUGUUGGUGGAAGGUUUGAUGCAACUCAAGCUUUUGUCGGUGAGAUGAGCCAGUUCAACAUCUGGGACAGAGUCUUAAAGCCCGAAGACAUCAUGAAUAUUGCCAACUGCUCUGCCAACAUGCCGGGCAACAUCAUCCCCUGGGUUGACAACAACGUGGAUGUCUUUGGGGGUGCAGCCAAGUGGCCUGUGGAGACCUGUGAAGAGCGCCUGCUUGAUUUAUAGCCAUGACCAUUUCCCAUCCAAGUGCCCUGUUUUUAUCAAGACAAUCUCUCAUGAGAUCUGAUGCUCUUAUGCCCCGGUUCAUUUCCUCGAAAGGUUGCUAUCUCCUUAAUAAACUCCUAGGGUUAACAAAAUAAAAAACAGGUACAGGGUCCAGUGCUGUAGGAAGGUCUGCACCAGCACCACUGAAACAAAUGGGAGAAAUGAGCACGGUCCAGAGUGGCUUGUGUUUCCCAUGUCAGCGGGACUAUGAAUCCAUUCCAGAUUUUGGAUAGCUUUUAAGGGAUAGAGUUUGACCCCUUCAAAGCCUGGAUGAAAACCUGGAAUAGAUUCACCACUUCACUGAUAUAUCUUGCAAAUCUUUUGAUGCUUUUUCAGUGGAGCUCCUGCAGAAGAUGUUUGGAGGAGGUUAGGUCCAUUCUUUGCAUGGAUUACUGGUAAGGAUUUCAAACACAUUCCAGCUCUCUUAAGUCACUGUUUCCAAGCAUGGCAGCCUCUAGCUCUAUUGAACUACAGGUGCCAUGUUGGGAUGAGUAUGUUCCCAAACUUGCUGUGCUCUGUACAUAAGGGCCCUUGUUAGGUUCAACUAACUUGGAGGAGCAACUGGUACCCUGUGCAAAUUAUUUUUUAAUCCAUCCCUAGUGAUCCAAUGCACCUGUUUCUAACAACACAUGGUGUUAAAUCAAGCACAAACAUUGCAGGUAGGGACAUUGCUAGGCCUGGGGUCCUAGAUUCCAGCCCCCCCUCAAUCUAUUCCUUCAUGUAUAAUGUAGGCCUACAUUAGCAUAUGCAAAUUUUAUGCAGAUUUGUGUCCAAUGGGCCCGGGUCCGGAAUCGUUUAAGUGCCUAGCAGUGCCAAUGAGAGCAGGGGCUACACUGAUGGAAAUGUACACAGUUAGUUGCUGCCAUGGAUUAGCACUCUUUCCCAUUGGGGCUGGUGCAACCAGCAUAGUCUUUGCUGUCUAACUUGAAUGACUAGGGCUUUGCAGAGGGGACAAAAUGGAUUUUGCAGAGGGGACAAAGGGGGUGGCUUAACCUGCCCAAUAUUGCUCAUUUUGAUUCUGUCGUUCUUCCCCACUCCAUCUUCCCCUGCAACAUUUUCUCUUUCCUUUGCUUUCCCCCUUGGCCUUAAAAAAAUUCCCUGGGUUUCAGAGUCUGGCAACGGCAAGGUCUCAAACUGACAUGGACUUGGAAGAGAAAAGCAGGGUGCAGAGACAUUGUCAAGAGCCCCACUGACUACCUUCCUGUUGCAAAUAGUCCCUUGAACCCCUGUUGAUGGGAAGAGUCAAGCCUAGGGCUGGAGGAGCUGGGUUUGCUAACAGGCCGACUGGCCAGUUAUGUCUCCCAUAGAUAUGGCAGAUAUGAAAAUACGAUUCCUUGACCUUUUUCUCCCUCAUCCCACAGAAUAACUAGAAAAAUAUCCCUGUCUGCAGAAAGCUAGCUUAUCAGAGUAAUGUAUUCUAGUCUGGCCUUAGCUCCUCUCUGGGGAGGUUUGUCUGUGUUUUAUAGAAGGGAACUUUCAGAUGUGUAUACCCUGCAAUCUAUACUACUUUCACACCUUGAAAUCACCUUUUAGAGAGAAAUAUUGUUUUGUGCUUGCUAACAUUGGCUGUGAGAUCUCUGAUACUAAACACUACAGUUGAUCUUAGCCAAAAGGCCAAUCUUCUUCCCCUUUCCUUAGUCUUAAAAUUCUACGAUUAAGUGAAGAUUUGUUUACAGCAUCACAUUGAAGACCAGAGCUCAGUUACUUUCAUGGGCACUGCAACAUUCAUAACCAGCAGGACCAGUGGCCAUGCAAUCUGCCUGCCAGCAAUUCUGGAAGCCAUAAUCCAAAAAAAGUAACUUUCCCAAAGCUCGGCUUGUGUCCCAAGUUGCCAUGUAUACAGGAACUCAAAAUAUAGGUUGUGUUCUGCAUCUACAUGGCAAAAAUGAUGCAAUUUGACACCGCCUUAACUGCUAUGGCUCAAUGCUAAGGAACUACAAAUCCCAGAAUUCCUUAUCAUUGAGUCAUGACAGUUAAAGCCGUGUCAAACUGCAUUAUUUGUACAGUGUAAAUGCAGCCCUAGAAAGGUUUGCUUGGGUGUAAAACUGCAUAAGUACUGGACUGGAUGCGUUUAACUUGGGGAACCUGAUGUUAAAGCAAUACUGUACUACAUUUCUCUUUCCACUUCAGAGCAAAUCCCUUGUAAUUAUUCUCAAGUCCUUUCUUUUAGACAGCAGUCAAUAAUGCCACUUUAGUAAUCCUUAUCACAGAGAGAGGCUAAACUUUUGCUAAUAGGCCUUUUCACCUUCUCUUCUCCCCAAACCAAUCCUGAUUAUUUUGGUAGACCUUUAUUUUAAAGAAGCACCUGUUGUUGUUGCUGUUGUUGUUACACUAUGAUAACCUUGUCUUAAUAUCUCAUUGUUGCGGCCCUUAAAAAGCAAGAUAUGCACUAUCUGAGACUGGAAAAAGCGUUGCUGUGCAACCAGGAGUCAGGCGACUUUCUCUUGGAAGUUGUGUUGGUGUUUGUGAUACAACACAAUGUCAUGGCAAGGACUCAGUGACAUAAAUUGUUUUCCACUCCAAACUUGCAGAGAGUGUUAGUGUUGCAAUUCAUCUUGGGUGGACUUUAGUGUGAGUCCAUAGGAAACAAAUGGUAAGUGGGCAGAACUAUCCAUUGUGCCCUACUGUUCUUUUCGAUGGAGACUUGUGCAAUAGAAUUAUCAUAAUGGUUUUUGAUGGCACUUGCUGAGUUUAGCCCAAACUAAAAUUUGUUUGCUUGUCCCUUCCUUGCUUCCUUCCUUCCUUCCUUCCCUAUACCCAACAAUCCUUCAAUCUAUCCCUUCCUUCCUC
Molecule: messenger RNA, 5003 nt
Organism: Sceloporus undulatus (fence lizard)
Lineage: Eukaryota; Metazoa; Chordata; Lepidosauria; Squamata; Phrynosomatidae
Gene: NPTX2
Product: neuronal pentraxin 2
Exons: 5
Coding region: 861-2174 (437 amino acids)
Source: RefSeq, a predicted model, not a curated record